Iphiclides podalirius (scarce swallowtail) is the source of this 3312-nucleotide messenger RNA. Lineage: Eukaryota; Metazoa; Arthropoda; Insecta; Lepidoptera; Papilionidae. The record is from the annotation of a GenBank genome assembly.
AUGAACGGUGCGCCCGGGCCGCCAGUGUCGCAGAUCCGGGGCAACACGCUGCGCGGGGCGGAGGUGGCGGAGGCGCUGGCGGCGGCCGCGGCGGCCAGGGCCCGGGAGCACUCCGCCGCCGCCGCCGCCCUGGACCCCGCCCUCAGCUCGCUGCGGCACCGCGUCGCCAGGGCCCGCCACGCCGCCGGCUCGAUAUCGGUGUCGGUGACGUCACCCGCGGGGGCGGCGGGGGCGGCGGGGGCGGCGGGGGCGGGGUGCGCGCGCGCCUUCCACGUGUCUGGGGGCGGCAGCGUGACGCGACUGGCGCUCGCCGUCUCCUUCGACCACGCCGUGAGGAACGGCACCCUGCUGAUGCUGGAAGACCAGGAGUCGGAGCGCUUUAUGAAGCUCGCCGUGGAGAAGGAGAGGCUACUCCUGACGUGGGACGUGGGCUCCGGGCGAGGGGUGGUAAUCCACCCGGAGCGUUUGCAGCCCACACACGACGAUGCCGACCACUUGUCGUAUCGAAUAGAAAUCGAGAGGGUCUGGAGCGCGGUGCGCCUGCGGGUGGAGCGCGCCGGCGAGGCGGCGGUGGUCAGCGCGAACGGUACGGGCGGCGACGCGGGUGGCGCGCUGGCCGCGGGCCUUCUGUGGCUGGGCGAGCCGGGCGCGCCGCUGCCGGGCUGCGUCCACGCCCUACACGCGGACGACCGCGCCCACGGACUGUGGGCCUUUGCGAGACAGCCGGCGGACGCGCGCUGCGUCGCCUGCACGCACAGGUGGUACAGCCAGGCGGCCCGCGGCGAGCCAGCGCUGAUGUGGUUCGGCGGCGCUGGCUACGCGGAGCUGAGGCGGGCUGGCCUGCGCCCCGCCGACCGCAGACACUUCAGCCUCUCGUUCACCUUCCGCACCAGGGACGAGGACGCCCUCCUCUUCAUGGCCCUGGAUGAGGCGAAUAACCGCUCGGUGUCCGUGGAGCUGGUCUCGUGCCGCGUGCUGUUCCGCGUGGUGUACGCGCGCUCGCGGCUGGAGAUCGCCGCCGGGGGGCGCCACUGCGACGGCAGGCCGGCCCACGUUCAGGCCAUACGGGUCUUCGCCGCCAACAAGCUGGAGAAAGGCAGCCUGCGCGUGAACGGCGAGGAGACGCUCGGCUCGCCGACGCCGCCCGUGCAGGAGGCGGCCGCCCUGCCCGAGGCGGGGGCGCGCUUCUUCGUGGGCGGCGCGCCCCCGGGGGCGGCCGUGGCGGCGCGCCCCCUGCUGGGCUGCCUCGGCGCGCUCGCCGUCGACCGCCAGGGCUACGACCUCAUGGACACGCCGCACCGCCACGGCCUCGAGCGCUCCUGCGGCGCCAGGACGCUGCGCUCGGCGAUCCUGGACGGCGAGGGCUACAUCGAGCUGGCCGCGCCGGCGCUGCGCCGCCGCGUGACGCUCGGCCUGUCGUUCCGCUGCCGCGCCGGAACCGCGCUGCUGCUGUACCGCGCCCCGGCCGGGCCUCGCAGCGCCCUGGACGACGACACCGACGGCGACGACAACCACUACCUGGCGCUCGCCAUGGUUGCUGGGGAGCUGGAAGUAAUCGCCGCUGCGGGCAAGGGUGAGCUGAGGAUGCGCUUCAACGGCACCAAGUUCAACGACGGCAGAAGGCAUACCGUGCGCCUGGUGCGAGCCCAUAAACAGCUAGAGGUGUGGGCGGAUGAGCGUAAGCUGGGCGGGGGCGCGCUGGCGGGCGGAGGUCUGGCCGCGCGGCCCAGGGGCCUCUUCCUCGGCGGCGCUCCGAGGGCCCUUCGGCCUACCAACGCCCCGCCCACUGCAUUGCCCACCGCUGGACUUGCGGGCACGAUCGCCGAUUUCAUCGUUGACUCCGAGCUGAUAGGGCUGGAGGGCGCGGUGCACUGGAGCGGCGCGCAGCUGGGCCGCGCCGAGAGCGACCCGCACGAGGACGCCUCGGAGCCCCGCGCGCUCCACUCGCAGCCGGACGCCGUCGGCUGCUCGAAGUCUUUCUCAAACCAAACGAACGUCACGCGGCACUAUCUAAAGCGCAACUUCAAUACUAAUCCGGGACUAGGGCUGCGCCCCCUAAACCAUGAUGAGGACAUUAGGGAUGUGCCGAACCCAACCAGCGAUCAAUCCCACCGACAGAGCUCCUCGUACACCGUGGAGGCGGGCGCGGCGAAGUUCGGCGACUCGGCCGGCAGCCACGCCACGCUCAAGCUGCCCGCGAAGGGGGAGAGGGGUCGCGGGGGCAAGGCGGAGAGGGGCGAGAGGGGGGAACUCCUGCUGGCGCUCCACUUCCGCACCUUCGCGACGGACGGCCUGCUCCUACUGCUCCCGGGUUCGAAAGCGAAACCGAAGCAUUACAUGGCGCUGAUGGUCCGGGAGGGGAAGCUGAAACUGAUAGUACGCGGAAGGAGGCGCCGGGAGCUCUCACUCGCCGCGUUCGUGGCUGACGGCACCUGGAGAUCUGUGUCGGUGCGCAUCGGGCGGGCGCGGCUGGUGCUGGAGAGCGCGGGCGCCGCGGCCACGGCUCGGGCUCCGCCCCUCGCCCGCGCCUCCAGGCUCUACGUGGGGGGGCUGCCCGCACCCGCCGCCCUGCCGCACCUCCCCAACAAUACCGAGACGGUGGUGGACCGUGGGGUGGGGGGGCAGGUGGUGCACAAAAGCCGUCAUAAGGCCGAGACGGUGGUUGACCGCGGGGUGGGGGGGCAGGUGGUGCGCUCGGGCGGGUUCGUGGGGUGCGUGCGGCGCGUGGCGGUGAACGGGCGCGCCGAGGACCUGGUGCGGGACGCGCAGGCGCACCGCGGCCUCGGCCAGUGCUUCCCCAGCGUCGAGCGCGGCGCCUACUUCGCCGGUGAUGCUCAUGCGGUGUGGUCGAGUCGCUGGUGGAGUGAGGACAUGGAGUCGGUCGAGCUUAAACUACAGUUCCGAACCACAGCGCCCAACGGUGUGCUCAUGGCGGCGGGGGGUUUCGUUCUGGAGCUAAGAGAUGGCGCUGUGGCGGUGAGCGUGGGCUCGGCGCGGGUGGAGUCGUGGGGCGCGGGGGGCCGCGCGCUGUGCGACGGCGCGUGGCACCGGGCGCGGGCGCGCGUGUGGCAGGCGGCCGCGCUGCUGGCCCUCGACGGGGGGCCCGAGCAGCGCUCUGCCACGCUGCUGCCCGCCGCGCUCAACGCCCCGCUGCACAUCGCCGGCCUUCCUGAGGGCGCUCUGGACACGUCGGAGGGUCGGGAGAAUUUCAAGGGGUGCAUACGCGACGUGAGCGUGUCGGGACAGGCGCGGGACUGGCGCGACAUGGACUCCCUGCACAACGUACUCCUGGACUCGUGUCCCAUUGCACAG